Messenger RNA from Stereum hirsutum FP-91666 SS1, 369 nucleotides. RefSeq lists its product as uncharacterized. The coding region runs from base 1 to 369 and encodes 122 amino acids. The transcript is spliced from 2 exons. NCBI's taxonomy places the organism in Eukaryota, Fungi, Basidiomycota, Agaricomycetes, Russulales, Stereaceae. The record is from RefSeq and is a predicted model, not a curated record.
AUGACUCCUCUCGACUCUCCCGCCGGAUCAGACUUCUCUUGUCACCCCUCCCGUCUAUGUUCCCCUAUCGCCUACCGGCCAUCGACCUCUUGUACAGUCUUUCCAGCUGGUUACUCGCAAGCAGAAGGUCAUGCACCUGCUGCUAUCGAUCUCUCCGAAUCCGAAGAUGAGUCAGCCAUGGUCGCCUCCGUCGAGGACGACUUUAAUAGUAUCGUGUUUGGCGUUGCUCACGGUUCCACCUCCGCCUCCCGCUCCUCGUCCCCUGCUGCUAGUGAUGUUGGCAUGGAAGAACUCCCCGGACCACUCGGAGUCGAGCUUGAUGCUGACUUGACCAAGAACCGCAGGGGGAAAGAAAUCGGCUCUUUGUAG